UUCGCUUAUGCAAUGUCUCUUGAAGGAAUUCUAACGUCAAAUGCAUUCUUUUAAAAUAACAUUGCAGAUUUCAUAAAAACAUCAUCAUCAGCAGCGGUACAAUGCAGGUGUCUCCCGUUUCAAAGAUCGACCAAGCGGUCCUUGCCACGUUCUCAAAGAUUCCAGUAAAGCGACUUGACCCAACUAUGCUUCAGCUCUGGAGGAACAAAGCAACAGACGCAGCAGAGGAGAUUCUGAUCGGUAAGGGUGCCUUCGGAAAGGUGAAUCUCAUGCGCUACCUACCUACGAAUAUACCGGUUGCUGUCAAGGUCCAGGAGAAGAAGAAUCGUGGGAUAAGCGAAGAUGAGAUGAAGAACAAACUUGUCUCCAGAUCGAUGAAGGAAGCAGUCAUGCAUCACGUGAUGUCGGACAACCCGUCCUUCCCUGGCUUACUUGGUGUCGUCGAGAUAGAAGAUAAUUUGGGUGUGGUGUUGGAAUUCAUCGGGGACAAACAAUUCGUUAUCAUCCAUCCAUUAUGUGACGUCCUCCUUGAAAGACGUCCUGGGUUAAGCCGACUGGAAUGGAUCGACAUCGCAUUCGAUAUCAUCCAGGGCCUUGCAUCCCUCCACGACAAGAGACUCCUCCAUAAUGAUCUCAAGAAGAACAACAUUCUCCUGCAACGAAGUGGUGAGCGAUGGCGAGCGUAUAUCAUUGAUUUCGGACAUGGUAGUACAGUCACAAUGCCUUUAAAAUUCCCAACUUUUUCACUUGAAGAAGAACGAGAAUACAUGGAAGGACUCCUCUACCACCAUCUCGCUCCCGAGAUCGUAAGAGAUCAACAGCCAACAUCGGUAUACUCGGAUAUAUAUUCACUGGGGAAGGUUCUGCUUGAUAUUGGCAGAGUUUCUGGGGAUCGAGAUCUUAGGCUGGUCGCUGAGAUGUGCACCAGGGUCAAGCCGUAUAGAAGACCCACCAUGUCCAACGUUGAACUCUCUGUGAUGCGAACCAAGGAAAAGGUACAACAAUGAGCUUUCUAUACUCAUCCCUGAAGAACAGUCAAUAGGCUGAAUAAAAUAGUUACAUACCAGGUACUCACUUUUACAGGACAACUGGCUGGAUGAUAAUAACAUGAACAACACAAUUUCACCCCAGAAAGAUGGACAAUAAACCCGGAUCAUAAACAAAAAUUGGGAACUUCGAUACUUUACCUACAGAUGUAAAUUUUAUUUAAAAAAUCAAUUGACAAAAAUUAAGGUAUGAAGGUGUUAUAAUAAACAAAUAAACAGAAUACUUGUAUAACUUUAAUAAAAUUUGAACAUAUGCUUUUUACAAAAUUGUGUUUGCCUAUUGAUCAUUUAUUUUGUUGGACUGAUUAGUUUGUUCAUUGUUCUAAACUGUUGCACCUUUUUCUCUUAUU
Strongylocentrotus purpuratus (purple sea urchin) is the source of this 1396-nucleotide messenger RNA. Its product is annotated as probable serine/threonine-protein kinase DDB_G0280461. The transcript has a single exon. Gene Ontology annotation, cellular component: cytoplasm; centrosome; spindle pole. NCBI's taxonomy places the organism in Eukaryota, Metazoa, Echinodermata, Echinoidea, Camarodonta, Strongylocentrotidae. The coding region runs from base 102 to 1007 and encodes 301 amino acids. Gene Ontology annotation, molecular function: protein serine/threonine kinase activity; ATP binding. The record is from RefSeq and is a predicted model, not a curated record. Gene Ontology annotation, biological process: protein phosphorylation; regulation of cytokinesis; mitotic cell cycle.